Messenger RNA from Cynoglossus semilaevis (tongue sole), 3117 nucleotides. Its product is annotated as major facilitator superfamily domain-containing protein 10. NCBI's taxonomy places the organism in Eukaryota, Metazoa, Chordata, Actinopteri, Pleuronectiformes, Cynoglossidae. The coding region runs from base 1008 to 2366 and encodes 452 amino acids. The transcript has 12 exons. Gene Ontology annotation, cellular component: brush border membrane. The record is from RefSeq and is a predicted model, not a curated record. Gene Ontology annotation, molecular function: transmembrane transporter activity. Gene Ontology annotation, biological process: transmembrane transport.
AAAAUCAUUGACGUUCGAUCGAAGGUAGAUGUAAAACUGAUCAGAGUUUUAGAUAAAAACAAAGAUUCACUUUUGUAGAGACUCGUUUGAUUCAGUAAAAGUUAAAGAAGUUUUUUUAAUUGAUGAAUUUAAUAGCUUUUAAUUUUGUCUACGAAGUGUUUCCUCGUUCUUCUCUGACGUCAUUGUGUAACGUAACUUUAUGAAUGAAUAGAUAAGCAAUUGAAUGGCGUAAGGUUUUUUUUAACGUAAAAUCGUUUUUUAAUGUGUGAAAUCAACGAAACGUUCACGAUAAUUUAUUGGGACGUCACAUUGUCAGUAAAAGUACUUUUAAAUUCAAAUCCAAUUUUACGCUUACUUUAUUUAAUUAUUAUUAUGUUUAGAAUUACGAUGUGGUUUAGUUAUUUAAUUGUUUUUCAAUCAGACUUUCAGACAUAUAAACAAGUAAUUUAGUUUAAAACAUACAAAAAAAAAAAAAAAGAAAAACAGCGAUGUUUUUUGGGGGGAAGUGUUUCAAGUAAAUAAUAUAGAUAGCCAAGGAUCUAUAGCUAGAUCCUUGGCUGAAAUCUAGCUAUAACUGGAUUAAAACCUACUUAUCACAUAAUUAAUUGGUACUAUUUCUGACAUUCGUCUUUUAACCUUCAGUUUUACUUGGCUUCUUUCCCUUUUCUAAUGUAUUUUUUAUGCAUUUAUUCUUUUUUUUUGCAAUCGUUUUGUCAGUUUUGUGAUAAUUUAUUCCUAUUGGAGCUGAAACCUGAGGUUCCACAACACUGCAAAUGGCCUAACAUGUAAAAAAAAUGUUAAUAUGUAAUAGACAAAUUUGACAAAGCAUGUUCUACACAGCCCAAGAAGGUUAUGUGCUACUGAAGACUAGCCGAACAUUUUACUAACUGGUAGUACUAACAUAGUAGCAUUAAAAGGAGUAUUAAUCUGCACAUUUCUGACCCAGGUAUUUGUGUAUCUAUGUACAUGUAUGUGCGUAAAGGGAACAUUGUGCUGUGGACAUAGGUAUGAAGAUGGCUGAAGUAAACAGAGAGGACGUCUCAUUUUCGUCACGUGUGAUCAGGACAGUGUUUGUUGUUCUGCUGCUCGACCUUCUUGCCUUCACACUCAUUCUUCCUCUAUUACCAUCCAUUUUGGAGCAUCAUGCUCAAACAGGGGAUGUUGUGUAUCAAUCCCUGCAGAGUCUAGUUGACUGUUUCAAAGAGACUCUUGGGAUUCCUCUGGAGAAGAAAUACAACAAUGUCAUGUUUGGAGGUUUAAUCGGGGCACUGUUUUCACUGCUACAGUUUCUGUCUUCACCCGUGACUGGAGCUCUUUCAGACCGACAUGGCCGGCGUCCUCUGCUAAUCUUAACUACGGUGGGGCUGAUGGCAUCUUAUGCAGUGUGGGCGGUCUCACAGAGCUUCAGCAUGUUCCUUCUGUUCCGGGUUAUUGGUGGCAUCUGUAAAGGCAACAUCAGCCUCUGCACUGCCAUCGUGGCUGAUCUGCCGUGUCCAAAAGCUCGGAACCGAGGAAUGGCAAUGGUGGGUGUAUCCUUUUCUCUGGGCUUCACUGUUGGGCCUCUGAUGGGGGCAUAUUUUGCCCUCACCUCCACCACCACAGGAAAUGUUUCCCACAGUAUCCCUGCUCUGCUCGCCCUCACCUUAAGCACCCUGGAUCUGCUUGUCAUCUGCAUCAUGGUGCCAGAGACACUAAAAAAGGAAGUCAAGACUACAUCAUCUAUCUUCACAGACUCUAGCAGCCUCUUGAAUCCACUCAGUCUCUUUAAUUUCUCAGCUGUGACCAAAACGGAAGCCCCUCCUCCAAAAGAUCAGAUGAAGAAGCUGCGGCUCCUGGGACUCAUUUACUUCUUUUAUCUUUUCUUCUUCUCUGGUCUGGAGUUUACUCUCAGUUUUUUGACACACCAACGUUUCCACUUCAGCAGUAUGCAACAGGGCAAGAUGUUCUUUUUCAUUGGUGUUGUCAUGGCGAUAAUCCAGGGAGGAUAUUCCCGCAGAAUCAAACCUGGGAAUCACAUCAAGGCUGUUCGUAUGGCCAUCAUUACAUUAAUUCCAGCCUUCAUCCUCAUUGGUUUGUCCUGGAAUUUAAUUAUGCUUUACAUCGGUUUGAGCCUGUACUCUUUUGCUGCCGCAGUUGUGGUUCCAUGUCUGUCCACGCUUGUUUCUGACCAUGGCUCAGCGGCACAGAAAGGGACUGUGAUGGGAAUCCUGAGGAGUUUAGGAGCAUUAGCUCGAGCUCUGGGACCAGUUUUAUCAUCCACUGUUUAUUGGUUGGCUGGAGCCGAAACCUGUUUCAUCCUCACCUCAGUUGCCUUCAUCGUACCACUCGCACUCCUUGCUGCCGUGGCCAAGAUCAAAGACGAGUGAUGAUGAUGAUCAAGGCGGUGACAUUGUGACGCUCUGACUGGCCAGUGAAUGUGAACACAACUAGCAUUUGCACAGAAUUAUUGCAGCUUCAGGCAAUGUGUGGUAUCACACUCCAUUUCAAAUACUCCAAUAUCUACUUUGUCUCAGAGACCAAUUCUGAGUGCAUGCAGUUUUUUUAUGUGUUUGUUUAGCUGUUUUUGCUACACUACCAUGCCAAUGAUGUAUUUUUUUUUACAAUGGAGGAUAUAAUAUGUUAUUUUUAGUACUGUUUCAUGAAUUUAAAAAGUGAAUUUAUGUAUGAAGUGAUAUAGAAUUAGAAUUAAAUAGUGUGGCUGGCAAUCUGAGUGUAAUUCUAGGGUCAAGGAAAUGCCCCCUCCAGUUUUCAAUGACAUCAGGGAAUUGAUAUCCAGUUAAAGAUUCUUAUUUUCUAUAAGGUUGGUCACUGGUUUGGAUCAGCAUAACCCUUGUCUCCUUAAUGUGGUUGUACAAACUAUCACUAUGCUGAAGACCACUGUAGAGGACAGCUGAAAGUAAAUAUUUCAUGUUGAUUUUAGCAUAUACCUCUGUUGGUAGCCCUAAUCCUACUGUACCAACAGAGGUAUAUGCUAAAGCAAGGUUAUACUUAUUACUUUUACAAAAAUGUAUACAUUCUUAUUUUAUAUAACGUGGAAAGUGUAAAUCAAAAUUAUUAAAAAUAUACAGGAUGUUUGUAAUUUUUUAAUAAAUUCUCCAAACUUAUAAAGUGGUUUAU